Molecule: messenger RNA, 2655 nt
Organism: Callorhinchus milii (elephant shark)
Lineage: Eukaryota; Metazoa; Chordata; Chondrichthyes; Chimaeriformes; Callorhinchidae
Product: interleukin-22 receptor subunit alpha-1
Exons: 7
Coding region: 343-1881 (512 amino acids)
Molecular function (GO): protein binding
Source: RefSeq, a predicted model, not a curated record
CUACCUACCUGGCUCAACACAAAGUACAAAAUGCAGUCAGACUGGAAUCCAAUCCAGUUUCUGCUUUAGAACCAGGAACUGGAACUUGUUCUGUGUCUCGAAGACAUUCUCGCUGCAAGGAUCGGGUGGCUAACUAUUGGAUCUAUGUUCUUUCCCCCAAAAAAGAUCUUUCCUGAGAUUUCAAGACAGGCAAUUGGAUGAAAAGUUUCUUUAUAAAGAAAGGAAUGAACUUUGGCAGUUCUGUAACUUGUCCAGUCAAUUCCCCCAGUUUUCCGGAGGUGACCCAGACUGAGUUAAACAUCUUUUAAAACUUCUGCUACUCUGGGACACUUUGUUGAAUAAAUGUGGCCGUGUUGGAUCAUUAUCCUAAGUCUCUCCAUGGCUGGAUCAUCUACGCAUGGAAUUGAGUCCGCCACAAAUGUGAUCUUCCAGUCCGUUAACUUCAAAAAUAUCCUCAUUUGGUAUCAGAAAGGCAACUUCUCUCCAGGAGCUGUAUAUGAUGUGCAGUAUAAAAUCUACGGAGAUGAAUUGUGGAAAAAUAAAACAGAAUGCCAACACAUCACAGCCUGCGAAUGUGACCUAACCAAUGAGACUGAGAAAGAUAUAGAAUGGUUCUAUGCAAGAGUGAUCUCAAACAGGACUAAUUCAACAUGGUCUUUAUCUGAGCGAUUCUGCCCCUUUGAGAACACUACGAUAGAAGCACCUGGUAUAAAGUACAAGACAAGUGCGAGGUCGAUUUCCAUUUCAGUGGAGCUUCCUAAAUUUCCAUGUUCCAGGAAAAGCUCCUGUUCCAUUGAAGGCAAAUUUGGAACCACUGAAUAUUCUGUCAAACUUCGGCGCAAACACUCAAAUGAAACGCAAACAUACAGGUCAGCAACAAGGGAGCAUCUUAAAAUCGAAACGUUGGAGCCAGAAACAUACUACUGUGGGACAGUCCAGCUUCUGUUAGAGCGUAACAUAAAUAAAAAACAGAGUAAAACUGUCGAAUUCUGCUUCUAUACGUUGAAAGAUGUGCCCUACAAUAUACUGGUGGUAUUUCUAUUCCUUGGAACAGUGAUUAUUUCCACAAUUUGCUGUUUGGCAUACCGUUAUGUAACACUUGGGCAAAGAUUACCAGCAUCUCUGAAUUUAGGAUCACUGCUUAACAGGAAUCCCUCAACACCAACAUUGAGCCUGGUUACAAGAAGUGAGAGCACGGAAGGAGAUUAUGAGUUCCAGCAAGUCAUCUCCAUGAAAGACAUCCGUCAUUUAGCGGAUCCAGAGCAGAACCAUCGAUGCAAAUCGGUUGCCUCGGUAAACCCGGGUAAGACCUGGGUACCCCAACCCCAGUCCAGCUCACAACAGGGGGACUUUACAGCAAACCAUCAGCGUGCAAAUGUGAGGCAUUCAUCCCCUCAAGCAGUUAGCAGCGUAAACUCUUCACCAUAUUGUCCACAGCUAGCAGCGAGUUUGCAAACUACUGGAUAUGCAAGUCAGAAUGGAUCGGUCCCACUGACUCAAACCUACGGCACAAUUCUGACUGGGUCACCAAAGAAUUCUAACUGCUUGAAUGCUGAUAUGCAGCUGGACAAUGAAGGGAGUCCAUUGCGAGUGGCAAGUGAAGUCUACCUUUCCAAUAAUGGGGUCUCGUUGGCAGAAAGGGGCUUCGCGUUGGAUUUAAAAUACGUCGUAAAUAAUGGGGAGCAAGCAGCUUUGCUACAAACCGUGAAGGACGAGACACUGAGCCAGUUGCAAACUCUGAUGCCUCUUAUCGAGAGCGAGAUACCAGCAUUUCAAUACACUCGACAGGAAAGCCAACUGAUAGGCAAACCAACCUCACCUUCACCGCCUGCUACAGAUGUUCUUGAAGGAUGGGAAAUACAGGUUCUCAUGGAAGACUAACCAACCGCAAAUGCACUCUUUCACAUUUAAUCAGACUUGUUUUACUUUGGCGAUUCCUCUCCCAAGGCUAAUAAGCUCUUAAACAAAAAUGAUUUGACCCGUCAAUCCAUUUCCUUCGUCCACACGCCUCUGUUUACCUAGCAGUAAGUAGGAACCCGUUUAUUAGUUGAUUGGCAGAUCGCUUUCCAGGGUAAUAAUCCCACCCCCAAGUCAUUCAAUCCACGACUGUUUGUGGGACACUGCUGUGCGCAAUUAACUGUCACUUUUCGCCCACAAUAUAUACAGUGAAUUCACUUUUUUUCCCGAUAUUCUGUGAAGCUCAUUGAGAAGUCUCGAAGGCGUCAUAAGGCGCUAUAUCAAAUGCAAGGAUUACUAGUAAUAUUAUUAUUAAUAUUGUGUUAUUUUACCUUCAAGGAUUCAAAGGCCCACCUCUUCCCCUAUUUCUCCCAUUACAAAUCUGUUGUGAUUUCCAUCUGCUAUGGACUGGCCAAGUAUCACUUCACUGACCUCCUCUGACGAUGCUCAUGUGCUUCUGUUGGGAAGAUUCAGUUGGAAACUCACGCACAGUCUUAAGUUGCUGUCUUUGCUGUGGUACCACUUUGACCCAGUGGUUUCUCUGAACAUGUGGACAACCUUAGGAAAUGUAAUUUUAAAAAUUGUUUUUGACCCUCUCGAAUCUUGCGAACCUUGUAAAUAGAGAGCAGAUGAAGUGGAUCAUUGAGCCAAUUGAUUCAUAAUGAAACAUUUUCGGAAAUAAAGAUUUUUUUUUACAUA